AUGAGGGGACGUAUUGAGGGGCAACCGGGGGCAACCGGGCGUGCCGGACGAAGGAGCCCGUCAUCUCCGAGUUUCGCGGCACGUCCGAGACGUAAUAAGCGGACGUCCCCGGUCCGUCACCGGGAGGAGGCCGGGCUGGAAUGGGGCAUCGUUGGAGUUAAUGAAGUUUUCUCCGCCGCGAUUCCCACAGGUCGUCACAUGCGGACCGAGUUUGCGGCACAUAUUGUGCACGUCGCCCUAUGGCCAGAUAUUGCCGGCUGA
Messenger RNA from Leptosia nina, 261 nucleotides. Lineage: Eukaryota; Metazoa; Arthropoda; Insecta; Lepidoptera; Pieridae. The record is from the annotation of a GenBank genome assembly.